CGUGGGAUGACCCCAUUGUGCUCGGUAAACCCCAUUCGGAGGGCGUCGCUGUUGCAACGAAGGCCAGCGCAGUUGUGAUGCCGACAACCGAAUGCGCCUCGGUUGACUUCACGCCACGCGGGGAUACUUAAACAUGGCAGAGGCAGUGCCUUGGAAUUCAGUAAUCGAGCUAAUAUCUCCCAGCAAUGACCGAACAAAAAGUCCCGGAUCCAUCCAUCCUCCGUCCUCAACGCUCCCUCGCAGGUCGUGUCGCCAUCGUCACCGGCGCCGGCGCUGCAGGGGAUGGCAUUGGCAACGGCCGAGCGGCGGCGAUUCUCCUGGCCGAGGACGAUUGCGCCGUCGUCUGCGUUGACAUUCAAUUGUCAUUGGCAGAGUAUACCGUCCAGAUGAUCACCGACGAGCGAAAUGGCACGGCGAUCGCAGUCCAAGCCGAUGUCACCGUUGCGGCCGACUGCCAGAGAGUCGUUCAAACCGCCAUUGACCACUUCGGCCGCGUAGAUAUCCUAUUCAACUGCGUCGGCGUCAGCGGGGCGUCCGGAACAGCCGAGUCCGUCGACAUGGAGGCGUGGACGCAAGGCCUGCAUCUGAACAUCUCCAGCAUGGUCAUGAUGGUCAAGUACGUGGUGCCCGAAAUGCGCCGGAACGAGGCGACGCCGGGAUAUCGAGGGAGCAUUGUGAACAUGGGCAGCGUGGCCGGCCUCAAGGGGGGCACGCCGCAUCUACUGUAUCCCACGAGCAAAGGAGCGAUUGUCAAUAUGACCCGAGCCAUGGCGGCGCAUCAUGCGAGGGACGGCAUUCGCGUGAACUGCGUGUGUCCCGGCAUGGUCUAUACGCCCAUGAUGUACGCCAAAGGCAUGAGCGACGAAGCCCGACAGGCGCGCAAAAAUCGCAGUCUACUUAAAACCGAAGGCAACGGGUGGGAUGUCGGUGCCGCUGUGCGCUUCUUAGCCAGUGACCAGGCCAGGUGGAUGACCGGGGUUAUCUUGCCUGUCGAUGGAGGAACUACGGCGGCCGUUGGGACGGAACUGCCGGCGUCAGCCAGCGUGAAUGGCUGAGGGAUUUAUAAUCUAUGGAAUCUCUUGUACCGUUUCAUUAAGGUUACAGUAGGGCGACAUUCCAGUCACGAUCGCCGGUAUUCGAAUCUUAGAUAUCAUGCAUAA
This is a messenger RNA of Aspergillus steynii IBT 23096, 1160 nucleotides long. Its product is annotated as SDR family NAD(P)-dependent oxidoreductase. The transcript has a single exon. The record is from RefSeq and is a predicted model, not a curated record. Gene Ontology annotation, molecular function: oxidoreductase activity, acting on the CH-OH group of donors, NAD or NADP as acceptor. Lineage: Eukaryota; Fungi; Ascomycota; Eurotiomycetes; Eurotiales; Aspergillaceae. Bases 186 to 1055 code for a protein of 289 amino acids.